AUGAAGAUCAUCGUGACCGGUGCCAGUGGCUUUGUCGGCUCGGAGAUCAUUCGCCAAUGUCUUCAGAAUCCCAAGAUCACCACAGUCGUCGCCGUGGCUCGCAGGCCUGUGUCAGUGCCCGAUGGCACACCUGCAUCGAAGUUUAGGUCGGUGGUGGUGCCAAACUACGAUGACUACCCAGAGGACGCUUUGGAGGCGUUUUCGGGCGCAAAUGCGUGCAUCUGGACCGUUGCGGUGACGCCGGCGAAGACCAAAGGAAUGAGCCCUGAGGACGUCCGCAAAGUAUGCCACGAGUACACCUUGGCGGGGUUGCAGGCGAUCUGGAGUUCCGAGCCUGCGCGGCCUUUUCGGUUCCUCUACAUGAGCGGAGCGGUCGCCGAAAGAAACCAGUCCAAGCCGCUCUGGGUCAUGGCAGAGUACCGUCGGAUGAGGGGUGAGACCGAGAACCAAGUGCUGCGGUUCGCGGACCAACACGAAGGCUUCGAGGCCUGCGUCGCCAAACCUGGUUUCAUCACCAGCUACUCCACCGCCGUGAGCUCGGCCGCCGCGGCAGCGCUCAGCGUCACGGUUGUGAUCCCGAACAUUGAUGUGGAGACGAUCGCGGCGGCUCUCAUGCACCAAGCGGUGGCCGGGUUCGAGCAAGAGACAUUGAGGACGAGCGAUCUAAAGCGGCUAGGGCGGGCUGCGGGUAAGAUUGAAUGA
Verticillium nonalfalfae is the source of this 702-nucleotide messenger RNA. RefSeq lists its product as uncharacterized. The transcript has 3 exons. NCBI's taxonomy places the organism in Eukaryota, Fungi, Ascomycota, Sordariomycetes, Glomerellales, Plectosphaerellaceae. Bases 1 to 702 code for a protein of 233 amino acids. The record is from RefSeq and is a predicted model, not a curated record.